This is a messenger RNA of Schistosoma curassoni, 1831 nucleotides long. Lineage: Eukaryota; Metazoa; Platyhelminthes; Trematoda; Strigeidida; Schistosomatidae. The record is from the annotation of a GenBank genome assembly.
UAGACAAACCUUAAAUCUUAGCGAUUUAUAAUCCGAAUGUCUGAAAUUGCAACGCAUCGAACGCCAAUCAGCAUUUUACAAGAAGUGUGCGUAAAGAAAGGAAUAACCCCGAUCUACGAACUUGUGUCAAGUGAAGGACCGAUCCAUGAGCCACUUUAUGUAUUUUUGUGCACAGCCGGUCCAUUCAGUGCCACUUCUAAAGGAGCGAGUAAGAAGAGAGCCAAACAUCAAGCAUCAUAUUUAAUUUUGCUAAAGAUGCUGAACAGCAGGCUUUUGACAGAGUCGGAAAAAUAUACUCUGCGGGAUAUACAUAUUGCCGCGGUCAACGUUCUAGGAUCUGACUUUAUGGACUCACUUGAUGAUAUAGAACUGGAUGGCCUACCAAAUAAAAUAAAACAGGAAGAGGAAGGUAACUUUGUUGGACAGCUACAAGAUUUGUGUCAGAAAAAUACCUGGCCACCGCCAUCCUAUGAAUUCUUAACCAUACCGCAGUCUACCCCAUCGGGUAAUGAAUACAGUUGCAAAGUCAGGUUGUGGAAAUGGACUCAUACAGGAUUUGGAAAUUCCAAAAAAUCUGCAAAGCGACGCGCAGCCCUAGGACUUUUAGAUAAUAUUAUCAAAAAUAAUCUGACUAUACCUCAAGAGGCUUUGGAUGAUAUGGAAGAAGAAACCCUUUCUUUACUUGACAAACAGGACCAGUCUGAUCUGAAGGAAAAUAAAUUAGAAAAUGAGGCAACUGCUCGUAUUUCUUCCAAAGCUCUUCGUGGUUUAUGGAAUAGAAAAGGUGGUAAAAUACGUGUUCCACCCAUAGAUAACCCUGAUAAGGUGGAUAACGCAUGUGAAUAUCUCCAGGAGAUUUGUGAUUGUGCAAAAAUUACUGUUGUAUAUACAUACGUUCCUGCAAACAGUCAGGGUAUGCCAUUCAUUCGUUUACUUUUCAAAAUUGUUUGUAUCUAAUCAAACUUCAGUAAGUUUCGUUACAGAAUAGUCUUCACUGACUUGACAAAUUAUGUAGUGACGAUCUAUGAAUCAAGAUAUGGGUCGCCGUUUUAAGCGAAGGGUGAUGAUGGUAGGCAGCCUUUGUAGCCCUUAAGUUCCAAACAUAAGACCUAAUAGAAAAGCGAGUUUCCACACCAGUUAGAGCAGCAUAAAGGUUAAAUGUCCUGAUUUUGACUGCCAAUAUUGUUAUCCAGUCUCCAUCAAUGAGUUCUUUUAUAUUAAUGACCUGACACUACGACUAUUUUAAAAUGGGAUAUACUAGACUGUACUUUCUAAAAGGUCGGAUUUUAGAUGUCUUGAGCAUUACUACAAUUUGACUACAUUAACGAUAUUUUUUCUAAACCAAUACAUUGGAAUGUACACAGGUGUCAGCAAAAUGGUUACAAUUAAUUAGUAUGUUUUCUAAAAGUAUAUCGAUUUGGAACGUUAUUUGUGUAACUUUUGGAGUUACGCUAUAAAUAUCCACUAUUAUUUUACGCUUUUUAAAUUUCAAGUGGCGUUUAGCACAAUGUCCGAUUUAUGAAUGUUAAGAUGUAUUGAUUAUUCUACUUUACGAAAUUCUUCAAUUAAUACUGAACUAUUUAUAUACUUUUUAGGGAUGAUCUGCUGCUUUGCGGAACUUUCCACUCUACCACCACAUGUAAUCAAAAGUCAAUUGUCACCAAACCUGGCAAGUGCACGUAAAGAUGCUGCUCGCAGAUGUAUACUAUUUCUAAAGGCUAUGUCAUCUACAACACCUUGUCUUAACUACAGUGAAUGGUUUUCUGCUUCUCCUGAUAAUUAUUUGAAAUAGAUUUAAGUAAUUAAUUCUAUAUAUAUGUACAUACAUUUG